Anopheles gambiae (African malaria mosquito) is the source of this 1806-nucleotide messenger RNA. RefSeq names its product WD repeat domain phosphoinositide-interacting protein 3. Gene Ontology annotation, biological process: protein lipidation; nucleophagy; protein localization to phagophore assembly site. NCBI's taxonomy places the organism in Eukaryota, Metazoa, Arthropoda, Insecta, Diptera, Culicidae. Gene Ontology annotation, molecular function: protein binding; phosphatidylinositol-3,5-bisphosphate binding; phosphatidylinositol-3-phosphate binding. The transcript has 2 exons. The record is from RefSeq and is a predicted model, not a curated record. Gene Ontology annotation, cellular component: phagophore assembly site membrane; extrinsic component of membrane; cytosol. The coding region runs from base 330 to 1508 and encodes 392 amino acids.
GCUUGCAGCCAGGAAUAACAACGGGCCGACUUUUUUUUUGUGUGUGCGAGGAAAGAAAGAUUAGCAAAGAAAGGGGGUGGAAAUUGAUUGUUUGCGUUGGCAGGUUGCGGGCGGAUAGUGAAAGAUAAAUAGAAACGCAGCGAGCGCACGAAGGGCUGAAAAUUUACGCAUCAAGCGACAAACACCGGACCGCACGGUUGUACCCCGCGUAUCACACACAUCCCUCGGGAGCGAGUAAUGACGUAAAUAAUGCGCCGAUAGAGUGUUUGGGACUGGGAAACGAUCAAUCGCGGACACCAUAAGUGCAUCCAAGUAGUGCAAAUUGCAAGAUGAAUCUGGCCGAAUGCAAUCCGUACGGCAAUGGUUUGCUGUACGCAGGGUUCAAUCAGGAUCAGGGUUGUUUCGCCUGCGCCACCGACAGUGGCUUUCGCGUGUACAACAGUGAUCCGCUGAAGGAGAAGGAGCGUCAAAUCUUCACCGAUGGGGGGGUCGCCCACGUCGAGAUGCUGUUCCGCUGCAACUAUCUCGCCCUCGUCGGGGGUGGCUUGCGGCCACUCUAUCCGCCGAACAAAGUGCUCGUCUGGGACGAUCUGAAGAAGGCGCCCGCAAUCUCGCUCGACUUUAACGCCCCCGUCAAGGGGGUGCGGCUGCGGCGGGACCGAAUUGUGGUGGUGCUGGAAGGCAUCAUCAAGGUGUACGCCUUCACGCAAACGCCGACCCAGCUGCACGUGUUCGAAACGUCCAAAAACCCGCAGGGCCUGUGUGUGCUCUGCCCGAACAGCACCAAAUCGCUGCUCGCCUUUCCGGGGCGCCGUACCGGGCACGUGCAGAUCGUCGAUCUGGCCAACACGGAGAAGGCGCCGCACGAGAUUAUUGCGCACGAGACAGCCAUCAGCUGCAUUGCGCUGAACCUGCAGGGCACCCGGUUGGCGACGGCCAGCGAUCGGGGCACGCUGAUACGCAUUUUCGACACCGGGAGCGGUGCGAAGGUGGCCGAGCUGCGACGCGGCUCGAAUCAGGCCAAAAUUUAUUGCAUCAACUUCAAUCAUCAGUCGACGUCGGUGGUGGUGUCGUCGGAUCACGGCACAAUCCACGUGUUUAAUCUGGAAGAGCCGAACAGGGGCCGGGAUGGCGGCUCGUCCGGUGGCGGCGGCGGUGGCUCGAGCUUGCUGACGCGCUACUUCACCAGCCAGUGGUCGUUCUGCAAAUUUUCCAUCCCCCAAGGACCACCUUGCAUAUGCGCGUUUGGAUCUGAGAACAAUUCGGUGAUUGGUGAGUGUUGUGCACCUGGGAGUUUGUGGCUGUAUUGUAUAUACAUUUACGUUGUGCAUUUCAGUGAUAUGUGCGGACGGACAUUACUACAAGUUUGUGUACAACAGCAAGGGCGAAUGCUCGCGGGAAGUUUGUACCCAGUUUCUCGAAAUGUCCGACGACCAGACGUAAAGCCGUGCGGCGAGAUGAAUCGACGGAUCGACUGGCUACCAGGGAGUUUGAAAAACAUUGGGUAGACCGAGAGACUGCAGCGGGAGCGCUACGAACGUGGCAGGGAAGGCCACGGCGGUUAUAUAUUUACGUACGGAUAUGAUUCUCUGGGGCAUUUGGGGAGGGCGACACAAAGAAACAGUCAACAGAAACUAACAAUCGGCUUGAAGCGUAGGGUAUUUGAGGACGAGCGCAGCGGUAGGGGAGAGCAUAUUGCCUACAGAACUAUUUAAUAGCGACGAACAAGAUGUACCACGCGGAGAAAAAGCUAUGCUAAGUUAAUUAAAAUACAUUUACACAUGUUUUCAUUCAUCCGAUAGCUGA